Messenger RNA from Salvelinus namaycush (lake trout), 5382 nucleotides. Its product is annotated as insulin receptor substrate 2-B-like. Gene Ontology annotation, biological process: insulin receptor signaling pathway. Bases 301 to 4455 code for a protein of 1384 amino acids. The transcript is spliced from 2 exons. The record is from RefSeq and is a predicted model, not a curated record. Lineage: Eukaryota; Metazoa; Chordata; Actinopteri; Salmoniformes; Salmonidae. Gene Ontology annotation, cellular component: cytosol; plasma membrane. Gene Ontology annotation, molecular function: phosphatidylinositol 3-kinase binding; insulin receptor binding.
GGGAGAAGGGGACUGAUUGCUAGCUUGGGAGCUAACGAUUAUAGAAACGGGGUUGAACGUGGAAAUGUUUCACACGGUGGGCUUCCUUUCCUAAAAGCGUACAUUAGAUACCUGUUUGUGACGAAGAGGCCUGGACCGGCCGUUUUCAAACAGAACCAACAUACAUUUACGCUUAUAUUGUAGCUAACCAUCGCGCCGUGUAGCCACAGCAGCGCCAGUCGGAGCCCGUCUCCAAAACAAGAAUGGGGUCUAGGUCCACAGCACGGUUUAGGUAAAGUGACCUUUGGUUGUGUACUCUAAAUGGCAAAUUUCACGAAUUACCAAGAAAGCAAAGCCGCUAUGUUGUUAGUGGAGACGCAACAGAGGGGCAUCGGGACGAAGCCAGCGGCAGCCAAUGAUGGAGACACCUCGGUAGGGGAACCCCCUUCCCCGUUAUUGAAUAUCGGUGGCGUCGGGGCCAGCGGAGCUCGUUUCCAUCAGCACUUGCCGCCCUCCAGCCACCAUCACUACCCCCAGAGCUCGCUGCCCAAAGGACAACAACACCCGCUGUCGCACCACUACCAGGCGGCGACGGAGCAUCAUCUCUCUGUUGAAAACAUCACGGAGUCCCCGGUAAGGAAAGCCUCGUCAUCGUCUUUGAACCUGGUACAGCAGGACCCCGCUGCUAGCCACCACGCACUCGCUGCGUCGGUAAACGCGGCGUCGGCCGCGAUACAACUAGCCGCGAAUGCUAACGUUAGCGUGGCUACCUCAGAAGGUGUAGUGGACGACAUUCAGAAGUGUGGCUAUCUGCGGAAACAGAAACACGGCCACAAGAGGUUUUUCGUGCUGAGGGCGGCCAGCCACCUAGGCCUCAGUCGGUUGGAGUACUAUGACAGCGAGAAAAAAUUCCGUAAUAGCCUGCGGUCUGCUGCUGCGGCAGCUGCAAACGGUACGGUCGCCCCUUCUCCCCCGAAAAGGGUGAUCUAUCUGUAUCAGUGCUUCACUGUCAACAAAAGAGCAGAUUCCAAAAACAAACACCUCAUAGCCCUCUACACUAAGGAUGAAUACUUUGCUAUUGUAGCUGAGAACGAGCAGGAACAAGAUGACUGGUACGUAGCCCUGAGUGAACUGAUGAGUGAGGGGAAAAAGGGGCAUCUAGACUCGGACGAGUUGGAUGACGGCUACGGUACCGUCACACCAGGUACGGUUUUCAAAGAGGUGUGGCAGGUGAACGUGAAACCCAAAGGACUGGGUCAGACCAAGAACCUCACAGGUGUGUAUCGUUUAUGCCUCUCUACUAAAACUAUCCACCUGGUCAAACUAAACUCUGAGACGCCAUGUGUCAACCUUCAGCUGAUGAACAUCAGACGCUGUGGACACUCAGAAAGCUUCUUCUUCAUGGAGGUGGGUCGGUCGUCCUCUAUAGGCCCUGGGGAGAUAUGGAUGCAGGUAGAUGACUCUGUAGUGGCCCAGAACAUGCACGAGACCAUCCUGGAGACCAUGAAGGCUCUGAAGGCCUUCGCUGAGAUCCGCCCCAGGAGCAAGAGCCAAUCUUCUGGCUCCAACCCCAUCGCUUUUAUCACCACCCGCCGUCACCUAGGUAACCUGCCUCCGAGCCAGACAGGUCUCCAGCGCCGCUCCAGGACCGAGUCGGUGGUUGGGACGCCGCCGUCGAGUAAGAGCUCUGGCGCCAGCGGCUAUCGCUUCCGAACAUCGAGCGAGGGUGAGGGGACGAUGAACCGGCCAUUCCGAUCCGUUACCGGCAGCCUGAUCCACCUGAACACUGCCCGGAUACACCUGGGGCGCCAGGAGGGCGGGGUAGGGGCAGGGAAUACCGGGAGCACCGGGGUAGUAGGGCGCUACGCCAGGGCACUACCAGGGUCCACCUACCACGCCCGCUCCGCAUCGCUCCCCGUCUCCCACUUUCCCUCCACCACCUCCCCCGUCAGCGUGUCCAGCAGCAGCGGGCACGGCUCGGUCUCCGAUACCCUUACCCGGCCCUCCUCAGCGUCCAUCUGCGGUUCCCCCUCCGACGGAGGCUUCAACUCCUCAGACGAGUACGGCUCCAGCCCUGGGGACUUCCGCUACUUCAGGGUCCGGAGCAACACUCCUGAUUCCCUUGGCAACACCCCACCAAUCAGAGAAGAGAACUGCAUGAGCGACUACAUGGCCAUGGGCUGGCACCGUGAGGUGUUCGGAGCCGCCAGCGGUGGAGGGAGUAGCUCUGGCAGCGUGGAGACCCCCAACCGGGACGAGAGCACAUCGACGGAUGACGACAGGUCCCUGAGGAGACGGACCCACUCGUUCACGCGGCCCGGGGGUCAGGGGGGUGUUGCCGGCGGCAGCAGUGGCGUGACGGUGUACCAGAAGAUGACCCAGACCACCUUCUCGCUGGACGAGUCGGUGUCCGUGGGAGAGGCCCUGUCUCUCGGCCGCACCGACAGCAUCACCCAGCCUUCCUCCUCUUCUUCUUCCCUCCGCUCUGACUACAGCUCCUGCUCCGAGCACAGCCAGGGCCGACCCCCUCCUUCUUUGGCCAAGGAGGACAGCGGCUACAUGCCCAUGUUGUGUGGGGUGGCAGCCUCACCCUGUGAUGCACCGGACUACAUGCCUAUGCAACCCAGCUCCCCCUCUCUUCACCACCACUCUCCCCAGCCCUCCCACUCUCCCCAGGCCCCCCGCUCAGCCCAACAGCCCACAGACCCCCGUGGUUACAUGAUGAUGCUACCAGGGGGGCGGAGCUCCUCUUCCCCAGUCCAGGCCUCCCCCAGCCCCCACAGCAGUAGCAGUAACAUGGGUCUGGGUGGAGGUAGUGUCAGUAGUUCUGGUAGUAUAGUGGAGCGGCCCGAGAAUGGAGAGUACAUGGACAUGUCGUACAGCAGUAGCGGAGGAGGUGGAGGGGACGCGGCAGGGGGGCGGAAGUUCUCCAACGAGGGGGGAUACUACGAACUGAGCAACCCUGAAGGGAGAGACCCCAAAUCAUACAGCUACAGCCCCUACUUCUCCCUGCCUCGCUCCUACAAGGCCCCCGCUGCGAGAGAGAGGGAACAGAGAGAGAGGGAACAGAGAGAGAGGGAACAGAGAGAGAGGGAACAGAGAGAGAGGGAACCGAGAGCGCAUGAUGAGUAUGUACCCAUGAGCUCCCCGGCGAAACCAGUCUACUCCCAGGUUGCUACCGGCAACAUCGCCGAGAGGGGCGUGACGACGAGGGGUAUUGGUAGUGGGGGGUCAGACACCCCUCACAUCCUCCCUCACGCCUACCCGCCCCCUCCCUACGGGGUGCACCACCAAGCGGCUAACGGUGACCGUCGGACGACCCCGGUCCGGCCCAACCGCCUCCCCCUAGGGCGCCGCAGCUUCCACGGGUCACUGAGGGUCAGCGAGCCAGACGCCGCCGAGGUACUCUCCAGCCCUGGAGAGUACAUCAACAUCGAGUUUGGGGGCCGGUACGGACCCCCAACGUCCUGCCCCCUCUCUGCCCAGGAUGGCUCACCCUCGGUGGGCUCUGCUGAGCAGCGUCGCUCCCCUCCCCACCCCCAUCCUCAGAACCAGGACUAUAUGAGUGUAGAGGUGGGAGGUGGAGGUGGGGGUGAUGGAGGACGCCUGGCUAAGAACAAGUCUCCCAGACCCUCACUGGUGGCUCCCUGGAACCCACCCAGCUACAUCCGACCUCUUGCCGCUGGAGCCUCCGUGAGUGGGGCCCCUAGUUCUUCUGGAGCUCGAUGGCGGACGGGGACAGAUGACUACACAGAUAUGACCUUUAACCUCAGCAGGGGUGAGGAGUCGCGGGGGUUACGGAGUAGUCCCACGGCCAUGCUGCAGCACCUGUGUUUGAUGGAGAGCUGCUACCCCCCCACCUUAACCCCCACCUCUGCCUCCCCUCCCUCCUCCAGCCCCCAGCCUGAGCCCAUCAAGGUGGUACGCGCGGACCCCCAGGGGCGACGCCGACACAGCUCCGAAACGUUUUCCUCAUCCUCCACCUCCGGAGGAGGCGGAGCCACAAGCUCCAGCACCAACCCCUCCGCGGGCUCAGCCAACCCCUCGGCCCUCAACGUAGCUCAUCUGGCCGAGAGCUCCAAGUGGACCGGCUCUGGCUCCUUUGACAGUGUGUGGAUGUGUGUUGAGGGGAUAGGGGGGGACUCGGCCGGUCUCCCUGCCCGUCCAGGGCCUUCUGAUCUGAGCAUGGCCUCAGCCUCAUCUGUGUGUCCUCCUGGGGGUCGGAUGUGCAGGAACAUGUCUGUGGGGUAUCAGAACGGACUCAACUACAUCGCCCUGGAGCUGAGAGAGGACCGGGACUCUAACCCUCUACCCGUACCCCAGCAGCAGCAGGGAGGCACCGGGCAUGGUACCGGGGUGACCCCCAACGCCCCCCAAGCCAGUAACCUGACUGUGCCAGUAGCGGAGGACAGCGGAGCCUAUGGCAGUAUAGACUUCAUCAAGUCAGACGGGAUGACUGCCACGUCCCAGGACUGAUGGAGGAAGCUGAGAAUGGAGCAUCACAGACUCCCUCUACCGUGGCCUUCAACACCCACACACCACACUUUGAUCUUCAAUCCCUCAACCUCGACCCCAAGGUCAGCCCACGAGGUCACGCCCCCUCUGAGCAACAUCACCAAGACGACAGAAAAUGAAGACUGAAUGCGACACAUUUGUGUUUAUUUUGUUUGCUAACUUUUUUUUUUAUAUAUAUAUAUUUUUUCUUCUCAGACCUGGUUCUGAGGCUGCUGUCAAUGUUAAUGGACUUUAGUUCUGACUUUCUUUCUGAUCUAACAGUACGAAAAGGGAGCUUUGCUUAAACACUUGAGUAUGGCUGUAUAACAAUAAUAAGUCCUAGAGACGGGGUGGAGACUGGUCAGUACAGGUUUCUCUUAAGACUUAAAUACACACUACUAUAUUUAUUGCCACAAUAGGUUUCAGGUGCGUUCAUUAUGUUAACAGGAUUUUAUUGAGUAUUUUUGUACAGCUAACAGAGAACGGUACUGGACUCAACGAUGGUCCCAGUUUUCCUGAUGAAAAAUAUUUUCCGUAAAAGAAGCAGGUACUUUAUUUCCACUUAAGGGCCUUUAUUAACACAGGUCUGGUACUGUGUUUGUGAGAAACUUACACACACACACACACACACACGUCAGUGUGUCCUGUUUAGGCUAGGCGACACCCGCUGUUUCUGUGAUUCCACUAGUCAGUCAGUAGAGCUGCUGGGUCACACACACACACACAUGGGGGCUGGAUGUUGUUAGGGGUUCCAGUAACCUGACUCUACCCCCAAGGUGCAAUGUGCUGGGCAUACUUGCCCCCCUGUGCAACACACACGGACACACACACACACACACACACACACACACUCAAUACACGGAUACACACAUGGACACACUCAAUACACACAUGGACACACACUCAAUA